AGUUCCAGUAACCAAUGGUUGAUAUGAUACUCAACGAAAGUUGUUUUAUCCAGAACCAAUGGUUCAUAUUCGCCGCUGCUAAUAACCCCAAAAAAAAAAAAGUCCCUAACAUUGAGUCCCAUUUGAUGAAUACUUCAUCUGAAUCAGUAUUAGCUUUACAGAUUUGUUGCUGAAUGGUUAUGUUGUUUCAUAGUGUGGGACUAGCUCAAUGUUCACACCCGCAAAAGUAUAUAGUCUUCCCUAGGGGUUGUUACAGAUGCAUAGUUGUUGGUUCAUCUGAAACAGCGUUGUCAAGAAGAAGACAAGCGUUGGAGCAAGUGGAUUCAGAGUUGUCUAGUGGAAACGAGAGAGCUGCUUUGUCACUUGUCAAAGAUCUCCAAGGAAAAGCUGGUGGGCUUCGUUGUUUUGGAGCAGCAAGGCAGGUGCCUCAGAGACUCUACACAUUGGAUGAGCUGAAACUGAAUGGCAUCAACGCAGCUUCACUACUCUCCCCAACAGAUGCAACACUUGGUUCCAUUGAAAGAAACCUUCAGAUAGCUGGUGUCUCAGGAGGGGUAGUUGCAUGGAGAGCCUUAGACUUGAGCUCUCAACAGCUGUUCUACAUCUCUCUUGGUCUUUUGUUCCUGUGGACUUUGGAUUUGGUCUCGUUUAAUGGUGGAAUUGGGAGUCUGGUUCUUGAUACAAUUGGUCAUACGUUCAGCCAAAGAUACCAUAACAGAGUUGUUCAACAUGAAGCAGGUCAUUUCUUGGUGGCCUACUUAGUCGGUAUCCUCCCACGCGGAUACACGCUCUCAAGUCUUGAAGCAUUACAGAAAGAAGGUUCUCUCAACAUUCAAGCUGGCUCAGCCUUUGUAGACUUUGAGUUCCUUGAAGAAGUUAAUGCUGGCAAAGUCUCAGCCACAGUAUGUUUUUUUUUCUUUUGCUUAGUUAUGCACUUUUCUGAACUCCACAGCGCUCUAACAAAACGAGUUUGUAACCAGAUGCUGAACAGAUUCUCAUGCAUUGCACUUGCCGGUGUAGCAAAUGAGUAUCUCCUCUAUGGUUAUGCUGAAGGUGGUCUUGAUGACAUUAGCAAGCUAGAUGGUUUGGUGAAGAGUUUGGGGUUCACACAGAAGAAAGCAGACUCACAAGUGAGGUGGUCAGUACUCAACACUAUACUGCUUCUACGUCGCCAUGAGGUGGCUCGAUCCAAGCUUGCUGAGGCUAUGUCCAAGGGAGAAUCUGUUGGCUCUUGUGUCCAAGUCAUCGAAGAUUCUAUUGACCCUUCUGAUAUCUAGAAAACAUAAUGUAAAGAAAGAAUUUUUUUGUUUUUUUUAAUACACAUUAAUAAAGGUUCAGACAACAUUUUAUUAAGACAUAAAAAAGUGUUGCAAUAA
Molecule: messenger RNA, 1376 nt
Organism: Brassica rapa (field mustard)
Lineage: Eukaryota; Viridiplantae; Streptophyta; Magnoliopsida; Brassicales; Brassicaceae
Biological process (GO): proteolysis
Molecular function (GO): ATP-dependent peptidase activity; ATP binding; metalloendopeptidase activity
Source: RefSeq, a predicted model, not a curated record